This is a messenger RNA of Rosa chinensis, 1667 nucleotides long. Its product is annotated as ornithine decarboxylase. Gene Ontology annotation, cellular component: cytoplasm. The transcript is spliced from 3 exons. NCBI's taxonomy places the organism in Eukaryota, Viridiplantae, Streptophyta, Magnoliopsida, Rosales, Rosaceae. The coding region runs from base 233 to 1501 and encodes 422 amino acids. Gene Ontology annotation, molecular function: ornithine decarboxylase activity. The record is from RefSeq and is a predicted model, not a curated record.
GGCUGGACAAGUAUUUCAAGAAUUAUUGCGUGCGGAGGAGUAUGUAAUCCUACCAACAUAAGCUGUAAUGAAAGCAGGGACUCAUGAUUACUACCCAGUUGGCCACUAGAUGUUUGUUAAACAAUCAAAAGAGCUAUCAGUUCCAAGUUUAGCAAUGACUUCCUCCACCAAACCAUUGUAUGCCUUUAAACAGAUCGAGAGAUCGAGCAGACAAUAAUUAGAUUGGACCAGCAUGGAUGUAAACAGCGUUGAACCCCGACUAAGUGCACCAGAUAAGGUCAUGAGCAAUUACGGGCUGAGUACUCAUGAAUAUUUCCUAGAGAAAAUCAUUUCGACGAUCAAGAAACAGCAAAGUGAGGAAGCAUUUUACGUGCUGGAUUUAGGUGUUGUCAUUAACCUCAUGGACACCUGGAAACAUAACCUUCCGAUGGUCCAACCCUUCUACGCUGUUAAAUGCAAUCCACACCCGGAUCUCCUCGCCACCUUGGUUGCUCAAGGCUCAAGUUUCGACUGUGCAAGUUGGUCUGAGAUUGAAUCCAUUUUGGCUCUGGGAGUUUCUCCAGAUCGCAUUAUCUAUGCUAAUCCUUGUAAAGCUUGCUCUCACAUCAAGUAUGCUGCCGCAGUUGGCGUUAACCUAACCACUUUUGAUUCAGUAGACGAGGUUCAUAAGAUCCGAAAAUUGCACCCGGAAUGUUCUUUACUAAUCCGCAUCAAAGCUCCGGACGAGAGUGGGAGCAGGUGGCCAAUGAGUUCCAAGUAUGGUGCUCUUCCCGAAGAAGUGCCUAAGCUCCUCCAAGCCGCUCAAACUAAAGGACUCAAAGUUGUUGGGGUAUCAUUUCAUAUAGGGAGUAAGUCCCACAAUUAUCAGGCAUAUAAAACAGCAAUACAGGCAGCUAAGGCGGUUUUUCAGGAGGCGGAUAGGCUCUGCAUGCCUCCCAUGCAUGUGUUGAACAUUGGCGGUGGCUUCGUGUCCGAUGCAUUGUGCUUUGAAGCUGCGGCAUCAGCCGUGAAAACUGCCGUGGACAAGUACUUUUCAAAGGAGGAGCGACAAAACUUAACGAUGAUGGCCGAGCCCGGUCGGUUCUUUGCGGAGACGGCUUUCACGCUUGCCACCAACAUCAUUGGGAAGCGAGUGAGAGGGGAGGUUAGACAUUACUGGAUCAACGAAGGGUUCCAUGGCUCCAUGAUGCGCGUGGAUCGUACAGCGCUAGUUGAAUCGUGCAUUUCUCUGAAAUGCAUGUCCAAUAACAGUAGUGACGACAAUGAGAAGAACCCAGGCAUUGUGGUAUGUGGUAAAGGUGUCGGUGGUGCUCGCACUUACAGUUCGAUUGUGUUUGGUCCGACGUGUGAUCCCAUUGACAAGGUGUUGGAGGGUCACCAGCUACCAGAAUUGGAGGUGAAUGAUUGGCUGGUGUUUCAGAAUAUGGGUGCUUAUACGUCAUCCUGUAGCAACAAGUUUAAUGGUUUUGGCGCAGCCAAGAUCACCUAUCUUACUGAUUAAUCGAUGACGCAUGAGUUUGCAAUACGUACUUUGUGUAAGCUCGCUCAAGUGUGCCAUGCCACUCACCUUUUUUCUUUAUGUAUCUUUUAUGUAUUAAGUUUCAUUUUGGUAUUUUUGUGUAGAAGAAUUAAUUUUGGUAUCACGUACAUGUGGUAAUAAUUUUUUG